Molecule: messenger RNA, 915 nt
Organism: Orussus abietinus
Lineage: Eukaryota; Metazoa; Arthropoda; Insecta; Hymenoptera; Orussidae
Gene: vito
Product: nucleolar protein 12
Exons: 3
Coding region: 1-717 (238 amino acids)
Cellular component (GO): nucleolus
Molecular function (GO): RNA binding
Source: RefSeq, a predicted model, not a curated record
AUGGCGCCGCGCCUGAAAGCGAAAGGACCUCCUAGGAAGUUUGACGUAAAUCGCAUUCCCGGACAGCCGAAAAAGCGGAGAAAAAUCACUCUCGUGUUCGACGAAGAAAAGAGAAGAGACUUCCUAUGCGGAUUUCACAAGAGGAAGGUUCAACGUCAAAAAAAAGCCCAGGAAGAGCUGAAGCAACAGCUAAAGGAAGAAAAGAAAAGAAUUAAACGUGAUGCUAAAGAACAUUUUAAAUCUCUCGUCUCGAACCGUGAUGUCCCCGAAGUACAAGAACUCCUUUCACGCAAGGAGUACGAGAUGGAAGGACGAACGGUUAGUAUUUUGGAAGUGAACAUUGGAGAUUUAACUCAGGACAAUAAGUGGAUCGGUGAAAAUAAAGUCUCGUAUGAAAGUGACCAUGAAUCUAAAGACGAAGAAGAAACCGAUGAUUUUGAAGACGUCGCUGGCAUGGAACUUAACCGCGAUCGCCCCAGCCCUGUUAAACCUGCAGUUACAAAGCCUCCUAAGAAAUUUAACACGGAAAAGGAUGUUAAACGCGUCAUAAAGAAAACUGCGACGAAAGAAAUUCAAAAGAGCAAGGCUUUUCGAUUGAAACAGAAAUUGGAACGGACAAAAAAUAAGAAACAGUCCUUAAAGAAGCAGAAAAAUAUCCAAAAGAAACAAGAAGGAAAACGCGGGAAAAAGGCACCUCGUCGGACAGCUCGAACUUGAUCUCUUACUAGAUAAUUACAACGUACACCAAAAUACGGAUUGAAAGUAAUCGAAGAGAGACAUGAAGAGGAAUGUUACAUUAAUGAAUACACACUAUUUGCAAAAUUAUAUAAUGAACACUAUAAAUUAUUAUUGAAAUAUAUAUCUUGAUAAUGAACACAAAUUUUCCGAAUAAAUACUGCAAACCAGUUAUCAUAA